Molecule: messenger RNA, 6200 nt
Organism: Saprolegnia diclina VS20
Lineage: Eukaryota; Oomycota; Saprolegniomycetes; Saprolegniales; Saprolegniaceae
Exons: 1
Coding region: 1-6150 (2049 amino acids)
Molecular function (GO): GTPase activity; GTP binding
Source: RefSeq, a predicted model, not a curated record
AUGACCGAAAGCAGCGUGGCGAUGAGCUACGAAGCGCUCAACUGCUACCACCUGCUCCAGACCGUGCCUCGCCGCGACGACGGCUCCGAGGUCUUCCAGCCCACGCUCCAGGAAACCGAGCUCUUCCGCCUCCUCCGCGCACUCGGCGUCGUCGACGCCAACGCCGCGUCGCCCGACGGCCAGCUCGGUCACUUCAUCAACGCGUGUCUCAACGGUGUCGACGACAAGCGGACGCGUGGCGCCGACGCCGUCGAUGCGGGCCGCAACACCGGCAAGGUCAAGCCGGCGAGCAGCGACGUCGUUUCGGACGCCGACGCGGGCCUCACCACCGUGGCGGAACUGAAGAAGGACCCGAACGUUGACGCUGACCCCAGCUCCAACGAUGCCGAGUUCAACCGCGGCAUUGACGUGGUUGCGUGCUACGGCAAGCAGGCGGCGGUCGAAGUGGACCUGCGCGCGCAAGGCUGGUGGCCGACGCACCUCAAGACGUACUUGGACGCAAGCCACGAAGGGGUGUAUGCGAUUCUGCUCCCCGAAACGAGCGACCGGCCCAAGCUCGUGCUCUUUACGUGGCUUCUCGACGCUUCGUUUUCGCCAAAGUACCUGCGCGAGCGCGCAACUUACGCGCUGCGGUUCCUUACGACGCUCACGCCGACCGUCCGCGUCUGCCUUGGAAACGACGACUGGAACGCACUGGAGCUCGCAGCAGCCGAAACGCGCGCCCAGUCGGCCCAGAAGAAGACUGCCAUCGAGUUGUGCAUCACGGAGGCCAAGGUCCAAGACGAAAGUGUCACGUGCGAGGUCGCAUCGACGCCAACCAAGGCGACGCCAGGUGCAAUGCUCGUGGCGGCGACGGGUGUCGCGGGAGUCACGAUGCGCGUCUCGCAAAUCGACGACGUUCUUCUAACGUCCGAGUCGAUCUCGAUCGCGUCACCCGCCGCCUUUGCAACGUGGCUAUUGGAGGCCGCGAAGACGCACUAUCUCCAGAUACAAGUGCUGCUCCCGCACAAGUGCAAGCGCGCGGUGCUCGAUGCGAUGAACUUGCUGCCGACGGCAAAACUCUCGAGCACGAAGGAGAGCCUCGAGGCCGAUCUGCGCGUCCAAGCCAAGGCAGAUGCAGCCGCGCAGCUUGCAGCGAUCGAGAUGAACGUCAUCGGAGCGGGGGCCAAACGCUUCUUCUUGACAGAUGGCAUGGCGGCCGCGGACGAGACGGACGCGCACAAGGCCCUGCAGAAGCAGAAAGAGGUGCUGCAGACCGCGCUCUCGCCCGUGAUCAAGCUCCUCCCCACGUUUGAUCCAGACGUUGCCGCCAUUGUCAACGCCGAGUACGCGCGCCUUCUCGUCCAAGAUCCGGGCUUUCUUGCAGCAGCAGAGGAUUUGCCAUCGUUGGUGCCCCGCUGGUGGCGCUCGGGCCCAUCCGCCAAUCUCAAGUGUCCGCUUCUCAAGAAGCACAAGCCCGAGAUGGAGUUGAUCUUGCCGCGCAUCCAAGAUAUCCUCCGCGACCGCUACGACGCGUGGUGUCAAGAAGUGGUCGCGUUCCUCCAGAGCGAGCUGGUCGUCGACAUUACGACAAACCAGUGCUUUAACGCGCUGGCCGCCAAGACAAAUUUGAAGAGCAAGUUGAGCCGUGAGAAGGAAGAAAUCAUUCACGAAGCGUUUGUCGCUGCGAUGGCGACUGCAAACGCAAGACACUCAUCAUCAACCGCGCUCUGCAUGUAUCUCGAUGACGUCAAGCACAACCACGUUCACUUUCGAAAUGAGUACCUUGCGGGCGGCGCGACGCUGCUGACGCUGACGCCGGUCAACGACGCGCCACUUGGUCGCAUCAAACUGCCGCGGGAUGCAGUCGUGGUCGACGUCUCGUAUGUGACCGACCCCCGCACCGUUGUCAUCGUCGUCUUUAUCUGUGACGACAAGACCCACGUGCAGUCGUUCCAGGCCAACGGGGCGCGGCCCAUGAUGCGCCUCAUGGCCAAGGCCUUUCCGACGCUCGUCGAGCGCUGCGACUUUGACGCGUCGCAUCGCCUCUUGGCGCUCCAGCACUCGGACACCAAGGUCGACAUCUUUACGUUCAGCGAGUCGUUCAAGGUCCUUGACCGGGCGCAUCAGUUCAACUUGCUACUCUUGGGCCCCGCUGCACCGUACUCUGCCUUUCACUUGUUUGGCGGCGACAACCACGGCCUCUUCGUCGUCGGCAGUGACGGCAGCGCCCACUCGUACUACUUGCGCACGCAACGGCAAUCCCAGCUUAUACCUGCCUUUGCGACGCCUGGGACAAAGGUCGUCAAGCUCCAGAACGGCGCCUUCAUGGUCCGCAUUGAGCCGCUGGACAACGAAAACGAUGGCGAGCACCCGCGUCGCCUUUGCCUCCACGCGCUCGAGAUUCAGAGCCAUGAGAUGCUGCCCUUGGUCGCAGAGGUCACGUUAUCUAAGGCGCUCAAUUGGCCGGCCGUUCAAGCCCACGCGUACGACGACGCCAUCGUGCUUCUCGACCAGAGCUCGGGCGAUAUGGUCAUUCUCGCGAUGACGAUUGUGACCGGCAAGGUCGGGAUCGACGUGAGCUGCGCACACACUGCGGCGCCUGUGACAGCCAGCGAAAGCCACGUGCUUGCACCGCUCUUCCACGUCUUUGAGAAGUUUCCCGUCCGGGCGUUCAUGACGCGCAGCAAUGACGACGAUGACGACGAUGACAACGAUGACGACGAUGACGACGAUGACGAUGACGCCGCAAAGAAGAAGCCGGGCAUGAACGCUGACCUCUUGCCAAUGGCACUGCAGCUGCAUGUACAAGCGUCGACGCCCAAGCGACGCAAAGCUGCCGCCAGUGUCCUCAAGGCGAUCAUGAAGAAGCUCAAAAAGCUCAACAAGCGCCUCGCGUCGCUCUCGCUGGCCAAUGACGCGGUCGUCAACGGAGACUUGGAGUGGCCCACGAUGGCGCUUGGGCGUUGGGUCCUCGAGUUGAUUGGGUUUGUGCCCGUGCCCAUCUGCCGCGCCCGCGACAACGAGCUCGAGCUCCUGCGCAACGGCAACGCGGUCACGCUGAGUCAGUGCACCGAGGUCCAUCAAAUGGUUCCGAAAAUCGUCUUCGGGCCCACAAGCUACAUUCUCAAGGCGUGGCGCGGCCCGAUUGUCGCCAUCACGUCCAUGGGGAAGCAGUCCACGGGCAAGUCGUACUUUCUCAACCACCUCACCGGCAGCUCGUUUGCGAUCUCGGGUGCCCGCUGCACGGACGGCGUCUGGCUCACGCUGCGCCCGUACGGUGAUACGCUGGUGGUCGUCCUCGACUUUGAAGGCCUCGGGUCGUUUGAGCGCAGCAUGCAAGAAGACACGCUUCUCUCGGUCCUCAACGCGGCGAUUUCGCAGCUCACAAUCUUCCGCAUCGAGAUGCGCUUCGACAAGGACAUUGACGCGAUGUUUGCCAAGUUUCAGCAAGGCGUCACGAUGCUCAAGGGCGACGAGCGACUCUUUAGCGGUCGGCUCUACAUGAACGCCAAGGACGUCAACCCCAACGACACCGAUACGCUCGUCGGCGAGUUCAAAUCCAAGUUGAAGAGCCUUCUCAAAAACGCCACGGCAGAGAACUUUCUCACCGUCAUGUACAGCGGCCGCGUGCUCGUCACGGCCUGCGCACCGCUCAACAACGUCGGCUACUACCACGGUCUAGCCCAAGCGUUGACGUGUUUGGCCGAGGCGCGGGACCGAAAGACGUUCUCCAGCGGCGCCGACUUUCACGAGUGCCUGGCCUUUGCGCUCGCCAAGAUCGCUCGACGCGAUUGGACGCCGAUGGGCGACAACAUCCAGGCGGGCAAGAUGGCGUGGCUGCGCGGGCAGCUUCGCUACGCGCUGCGCAACGGCGAGCUCGACGCGGCCAGUACAGCGACAUCGACCGACAUUUGGGCCGACGACGAUGAUGCGAUGGUGGCGCAGCGCCAAGCGAUGGGUCUGGUCGACAUGGUUGUGCCCCGGGAUGCCGAGAUCGACUUUGGUCUCGAGUUGGGUGGCCCAAGAGACACGGAGACAAACCUCUCGGUGGCCAAGGCGACUCUUCUCCACUACUUGGGGCGGUACGUGCAGCACGCCGCUGCGUCAAGUCACAACGAUGCUCACGCUGAUGCGCCACGUUUCGUCACGGUGCCACGCCGCGGCGACCACGAAACGCGCUUUGACGUGCUCUGGAAGUACGUUCUGUGGCGCCGCGAGCACCGCGUCCGCGCUUGGUUCGAGUCGCUCGGGGGUGCGCGCGACCAAAUGCUUCAAGACGACUUUAACAAAUGUAUGCAAGACACCAAGCAGCUUCUCCGCCGGUGCGAGCACACGUGCAGCAAGUGCAAGCUUGGGUGCUUUCAGUCGUUCUUGCAUGACAACAGCGUCGUGCCCCACGACUGCGGCGGAAGCCACCGCUGCGAAGGACGCUGCGCUCACUGUGACGACGACGAGCCAUGUGGCGAUGUGGCUGGCCACGCUGGUGCGUGCAACUGCCGUCAGAAGAGCCACACGUGCCCGCAAGCAUGCCAUCUCGCUGGCGCCCGCAACUGCGACGACAUCUGCCACCUCGACGUCGACCACGUGGGACCGCACGUCUGCGGCGUCGCGCAGCACCUCUGCCCCAAGGCAUGCGAGGCAGAGAGCUGCCGCAACGAGUGCAGCCACCUCCUUGGUCUCACCCACGAUACGCACGCGUGUGGUUCGCGUCGGUGCCAGCAGCGCUGCAGCUACGACGGCUGCACUGGCACAUGCGCCUCGGACGACCACUUUCACGCCGUCGACGCACUGCACUCGUGCGGCGGCGACCACACGUGUCAAGCCAAGUGCACGGCUGGCGGUAUUUGUGAGAAAAAGGUCAAGCAAGAGACGCUCUCGACCGAACUUGUGCACCAAGCGAUGGACGGGCUCCGAAAGAAGUGCAGUGUUCCGUUCAGAGAGGGCUGCAUUGACCACGAGGGCAAGGACCAUCUUUGCGACGCCAAAGUGCACACGUGCGACGUGCGCUGUCCGUGCUGCAACUACUACUGCACCAAAGUGUACGGACACAAGGGUAUGCAUGCGGCGACGCACGGGGGCAUGGUCAACACGACUUUUGUCAUGCACGACGACCAGGAGGCAAAGCUCGAUGGUGACUGCAAGUAUGUGGCUGGCGACGCCGGCAGUGCCGAGAUGUGUCCGUUUUUCUGCACCAAGCUCGGUCGGGGCCACGUCCAUUACGUUCUAUGUACCCACUCGUCGGCCGACGCCUGCACGUACGCUGCCAAGGACGGCCGCCGACACAGUACGAUGAAGCUUGCGUCCAACCCGACGCAGCCCAUGGACGAAGUGCUCCACGACACGUACUGGAAGACACUGGGAUGGGAAGACCCUGUCGCGAAGUGCGAUGCACACGAGGCGUUUGGUCUGUGCCCGUUCGAGUGCGAGGCGCCCGAACACAAGGAAGACGGCGGCACCAAGUCGCACUGCGUCCUCGGCGCGUGGCACGAGCCAGUGGUCGACACCAAGACUUUGUCGUCAGGUCAGUUCCUCGUGCAAGGCCAUGCCUUCACAUGCCGACACAUUGCCGCAAAGGGUCUCCAGCACCACGUCUUCGUCCUGGACACGUCCUGGUCCAUGGAAGGAGAGCCGUGGAAUGCACUCACGGCGGCCUUCCAUGCGUACAUCGAGAAGAUCCUGUCGACGCGGAGCCGAAACUGCGACGACAUUGUCUCGGUCGUCACAUUCGGUAGUUCUGGCUGCAUCGUGCACGAAGCCCAGCCACUGCUCAAGAUGGCCAACAUUUCGCUGCCGUUCUCUGGAGGCUUGACCAACUACGACGAUGGCCUGCGUUGCGCCAACGCGGUGCUUUCGCGCAACAAGCACAAGACGUACGCGCCCGUCAUUCUCUUCCUCUCCGACGGUGAGCCGACUUGCAGUGGGAAAGGUGUCAAGUUUGCGCAGAGUAUCGCCAAGACGUACAGCAUCUACAAUCUCCAGAGCUCGUGCGUCGGCUUUGGCGACAGUAGUUUUGCGCAUUUGAAGAACCUCGCGACGCACCUAGGCGGCAAGUUUCUCAAAGCGGCAACGGGCGCCGAAUUGCUCACGACGUUCGAGGAGAUCUCAGUCCCUGACAGCAUUGCCGUUGGGCUUUUGGCCGAGACGGCGCCACCUACCAAGGCGGCGUAGACAACAAGCGGAAUAACGUGUUUGCAUCUUUAAUAUGACUCGAGUCUGUC